CAGCAUCCGCCAAAACAACAGCACAUGCCACCACCAUGAAGAUCGUGGAGCUGGUGAUAGACGGCUACAAGUCGUACGCGACUCGCACCGUGAUCAGGGACUGGGAUAGCAGCUUCAACGCCAUCACCGGAUUGAACGGCUCCGGGAAGUCCAACAUUCUCGAUUCGAUAUGCUUCGUGCUUGGUCUUACCAACCUGAGCUCCGUGCGAGCGUCGAACCUCCAGGAUCUCAUAUACAAGCGCGGACAGGCCGGUGUCACCAAAGCGAGCGUUACCAUUACGUUCGACAACCGUGACAAAGCCAAUAGCCCCGAAACGCACAAGAAUGUCGACACAAUCUCAGUAACGAGAACGAUCGUGAUCGGUGGAACUACCAAAUACCUUAUCAACGGAAUGCGCGCGCAGCAACACCUAGUUCACAGCUUGUUCCAAUCGGUCCAGCUCAACAUCAACAACCCCAACUUCCUAAUUCAACAGGGAUACAUUACAAAAGUGUUGAGCAUGAAGCCGAAGGAGAUUCUGUCGCUUCUUGAGGAGGCCGCCGGAACACGAAUGUAUGACGACAGGCGAGACAAGGCGCUCAAAACUUUGACGAAGAAGGAACUGAAAGUGCAGGAGCUCAAUGGGCUCUUGACGGACGAGAUUGGCCCCAAGCUGGACAAGCUACGCCAAGAGAAGCGCGCCUUCCUUGAUUUCCAACAGACACAGGGCGAUCUCGAACGUUUGAUCCGGCUGGUCGUCGCCUACGAUUACGUGAAUUACAAGGAGAAGUUGCGGCAAUCUCUAGACGACCUGGAAGCGAAGAAGCAGCGCGCAGAUUUCUUGGAACAGUCGGCCGCACGCAUGAAAGGCGAGAUCGAAUACAUUCAGGAGGACAUUGAGAAGGUGAAAGCAACGCGCGAAAAGGAACUUCGCAAGGGCGGACAAUUCCAAGCCCUCGACGAGGAGGUCAAGACCCAUUCUCACGAACUGGUGCGCUUGACGACUGUCCUUGAUCUGAAGAAGUCCAGCAUAUCAGAGGAAGUCGAUCGGAAGCGCAACAUCGAGGAGAGCGUUCAAGACCUGGAAAAGCAGCUGCAGGAAAAGAUAAAGGCCCACGAAAAGCUAGAACAAAAGUACAAUGCUGCACACGAUGAAUUAGCUAAGCAGACCGCGGAUGUAAGCGAAAAGGAAGAGCUCCUUCAAACGCUUCAAACGGGCGUGGCGUCGAAGGAAGGCCAGGAAAGCGGUUACCAAGGCAAGCUCCAAGAAGCUCGAAACAGGGAAAGCGCAGCUGCAAUCGAACAAGAACAAAGCAAGCUCAAGAUCGCGCACCUGGAGAAGCAGAUCAAGGAAGAUGAGCCGAAAGCCAAGAAAGCCAAAGAGCAGAACUCCGGACUCUUGAAAGAGUUGGAAGCACAAAAACUCCAAGCCAAAAGACUGGAAGCGGAGCUCUCAAAGCUGGGCUUCGAUGCUGGGCAUGAAGCGGAACUCUACCAACAAGAGUCCCAUCUGCAAACUCGGAUACAGGACUUACGACGUGAAGCUGAUGCUUUGAAGAGGAAGGUUGCCAAUAUAGACUUCAGCUACGAGAACCCGUCACCAAAUUUCGAUCGCUCGCGCGUCAAGGGCCUGGUUGCACAGCUUUUCACCCUCGACAAGGACCACACGCGUGCCGGUACUGCUCUGGAGAUAUGCGCCGGCGGUCGCCUGUACAAUGUUGUCGUCGACACCGCAGAGACGAGCAAGCAGUUGAUCCAGAAUGGGCGGCUCAAAAAACGAUACACUGUGAUCCCAUUGAACAAGAUAAAAGCAUUCAAGGCCUCCGCCGAGAAGAUUGGCGCUGCUCAACGUGAAGCUCCUGGCAAAGCCAACUUGGCCUUGUCUCUCAUAGGGUACGACGACGAAGUUUCCGUCGCUAUGGAAUAUGUCUUCGGGAACACGUUCAUUUGCGAAGAUGCCAAAACGGCCAAGGCGGUAGCCUUUGGUGGGCCGCGGACGAAGAGCGUUACUCUGGAAGGUGACGUAUACGAACCUCAAGGAACGCUAUCUGGAGGAAGCGCGCCCCAGACGAGCGGUGUUCUUGUGACGCUGCAGAAAUUCAACGAGAUCACUGGCGAACUCCAAGCACAGGAGCAGCAGCUUGCUGAACUUCAAGCCACCAUGGCUAGGGAGAGGAAGAAGCUCGAUGGUGCCAAGAGGCUAAAGCAGGAGCUGGACCUAAAGACUCAUGCCAUCCAGCUUACGGAGAGCCAGAUCAGUGGAAACUCAUCUUCAUCGAUCAUCCAAGCAGUAGAGGAGAUGAAGAAAUCCAUCGGUCAACUCAAAGACGACAUCAAAGCCGCCAAGUCCAGGCAAGACGAAGCGUCCAAAGACAUCAAGCGCGUCGAGAAAGACAUGAAGGAGUUUAACAGCAACAAAGGUAGCAAACUUGCGGAACUGCAGUCUUCGCUCGACAAACUCAAAAAGGCGUUGGCCAAGAACAGCGCUUCUCUCAAGCCGCUUCAAGCUGAAAACCGAGAAGCGAAGGUCGUAGUUGAUCAUAUUGCGGGAGAUCUUGCAGCCGCGAAGGAGCAGCUGGAAGAGGCUCAAACAACAUUGAGCAGUUCGCAAGAAGAAAUCGAUGCACUCGUCGCUGAGCAGGCCAGGGUGAAACACGACCAUGACGUUGCUCAGGCUAAUCUUGCGGACGAACAGAAGAAACUCACAAGUUUUGAUGACGAACUGCGCGCACUCGAGGACGCGAUCAAGACCAAAAAUUCAUCGAUCACGGAGGCAAAGCUAGAGCAGCAGAAGCUAGGUCACGAGAUCGAGCGCUUCGACAAGGAACGCGACGAAGCAUCGGGCAGAAUCGAAGCACUCGAGAAAGAGCACGACUGGAUCGAGCUGGAAAGCGAGCAGUUCGGAAGAUCCGGCACCAUAUACGAUUACAGAGGGCAGAAUAUGUCCGAUUGCAAGAGUCGACGGAAGACCAUGGACGAGCGAUUGCGAGGCAUGAAGAAUAAGAUUAACCCCAAGGUCAUGGCGAUGAUCGACAGUGUCGAGAAGAAGGAAGUCAGCUUGAAGAAAAACAUGUCCAUUGUGAUCAAAGACAAGCAGAAGAUCGAAGAGACGAUAAAGAAGCUAGACAGGUAUAAACACGAGAAGCUGGAGGAGACGUGGGCCAAAGUCAACGGCUACUUUGGCACCAUCUUCAACGAUCUUUUGCCGGGUGCCUUCGCUAAGCUAGAUCCGUUGGAAGGCAAGUCUGUUUCAGAGGGUCUUGAUAUCAAGGUCAUGCUAGGCAAAGUCUGGAAGCAGUCUUUGACCGAGUUGAGUGGUGGUCAACGAUCCUUGGCAGCCCUCGCGCUGAUCCUGGCUCUGCUUCAAUAUAAGCCAGCGCCCAUGUACAUCCUGGACGAGGUCGAUUCGGCAUUAGAUCCGUCGCAUACACAGAACAUCGGUCGUAUCAUCAAGGAGCGCUUCACGGAGUCACAAUUCAUCAUCGUUAGUCUGAAGGAUGGCAUGUUUGAUAAUGCAAACCGCCUAUUCCGCAUUUACUUUGCUGACGGUACGAGCAAAUACGAGAUUAUGCCAACGAAGGGCGCAGCUCGUAGGUAGUGGGGUUGUAUAAUGAUCAUGUUAUGAAGGAACGAGCAGGCGCUUCUCGGGCGUACAUGGUUUGGGUUAGGAUAACUACCAGGGUUGGAAAGUGGGAUUGCAUCACGCGGCGCCUGUCUAUCUUUUUGCAUAUCGAAUUUCAUUGGUCUAGUCGACGGUGUUUGGCAGGUAGGUUUUCCGUUCUAGCAACAUGUCUUGCAUACCUCCUUCCUCUUUAGGGCUUUGGCCGCUCACAGCGUCCCUAAACUUUAGCGCAAUCUCUUCAUUUGACUGGCGCAACGGU
Paraphaeosphaeria sporulosa is the source of this 3861-nucleotide messenger RNA. RefSeq names its product RecF/RecN/SMC protein. The coding region runs from base 36 to 3578 and encodes 1180 amino acids. The transcript is spliced from 5 exons. Lineage: Eukaryota; Fungi; Ascomycota; Dothideomycetes; Pleosporales; Didymosphaeriaceae. The record is from RefSeq and is a predicted model, not a curated record. Gene Ontology annotation, cellular component: chromosome. Gene Ontology annotation, biological process: chromosome organization. Gene Ontology annotation, molecular function: protein binding; ATP binding; ATP hydrolysis activity.